Messenger RNA from Triticum urartu, 1401 nucleotides. Lineage: Eukaryota; Viridiplantae; Streptophyta; Magnoliopsida; Poales; Poaceae. The record is from RefSeq and is a predicted model, not a curated record.
CAGCCAGGCCCAAUCUUCAACCACGCCGCUGUCGAGGCCCGACUUCCAAACGCGUCAGCGCCGGGCCCCUACCUCCACUCACGCUGCCACCGAGCCCUGACAAGCGGCCCUCCGGCUAACCACCGCUUCCCCUCCCGCCGCACGCGCCCUUCGGCCAACUACAGCCUCCCCACCCCGUCCCGCUCGUCUCCCGACCAACCAUCGCCUCCCCAUCCCUCUGACCUCGACCUGCAACUGGUGGUGGUCUCGACCUGCAGCAGGGGGGUCUCGACCUGUAGCUGGUCCGUGCUGAUAGGGAUCAUCUUCUCUUGCAGAGAUCCAUCGACGUUCCUUGCUGAUGGCUGCCCGAGCUAUGAGAAUAAUCGGCCUCCAACCGCCUCGGCCUCUCACCAACACGCCCACCUGCAGUUCAGUUCAAUCUGGUUUGUUGAAGAAGGUCGACUCUAUCCUGGACAGCACACAGCCUCCUCCCAGUGGGGCCCAUCACGCUCAGGUCGUUCGUCGCUGCCACCUCCGGCCGUUCAACUACGCAGCGCUAAGACGUUCAUCGCCAUCAGAAACAGCGACGAGCACGAAGACACCCCCUCAUGCUCAGUGCUCUGUCCGGCAUAACACAAGAAGUUCAUGUAAAACAGCUGCGAACAUUCAGAGAUUAGCUCGCCCCUCCUCCAUCGAUGGCCUACACCGGCCGCUAGAACCCGUCCAGGUGCUGGCCGUCAUCCUCUAUCUUCAAUUACGAGUCAGCAACAACACUGCGAAUAGAAAGAGAAAGGUUGAUUCACUUGCACUCCUCUAUCUAGUCCUGUGUGGUGAUAUCCUCGACUCCUCGGUUCGGAGCUAGCAGCGGUUCUUCAACUUCCCUGCUGCGUUGUCGCGAUUGUUGGUAAAUAAUCCUUGUUCUACUAUUGCCUUGUAGUAAUGCUGGAUGGGUUCCCCCUUGUUUUGGAACCAUAAUAAUACAAGUUUGUCUCUACGCUCCUGUUCCUGUGAUUACAAUAGCAGAGAAAAGUACCAAGGGUCAGAGCCAAACCAGAGUGAACCAUACCAAUCAGAACAUGGUCAUUUGGAACCAACUCUAAUCGUUUGUUCAUCUAACUGCAGCAGAGAAAUUUUUUAUACUUUGUUCAUCUACGGUGCCAAGUUGAGCGGACACUGUAGCACUCGAGAAGAUGGGGAGAGGAUGUGUGGUGAAGAGAAAACAUAGGGUUUCAAAAUCGUCCAUUGGUGGUAGCAUCUAAUCAUUUUAUCCAAAGUGUAAUGGACAUGUGUAUGUAUGUGCAGUAGCAUAUUUUACUCGAAUCGAGUUAUUUUUUUAAUGCACGAAGUUUGUGCAGCCAAAAAAACAUGUAUUAAACUGGUUUUUGUGUAUUUUUCUAACCUUUUCUACACCUUUCUACGAGA